This is a messenger RNA of Ctenopharyngodon idella (grass carp), 1039 nucleotides long. RefSeq names its product RNA polymerase I and III subunit D (gene polr1d). Gene Ontology annotation, cellular component: RNA polymerase I complex; RNA polymerase III complex. Lineage: Eukaryota; Metazoa; Chordata; Actinopteri; Cypriniformes; Xenocyprididae. The transcript has 5 exons. Bases 91 to 429 code for a protein of 112 amino acids. Gene Ontology annotation, biological process: DNA-templated transcription. Gene Ontology annotation, molecular function: DNA binding; protein dimerization activity; DNA-directed RNA polymerase activity. The record is from RefSeq and is a predicted model, not a curated record.
UAAACUGUACAAGAAGAAGAAGCCUUCGAAAUGAAACGCAGAACAAGCUGAUAACACUACGCAUGUGCGGCUCAACACCACAACUACAGCAUGGCUGAGCCUGGGCAGAAACGCGCGUUGGAGAUGGUACGGACAGAUGGAGCAGAUGAGGGUUGUGUGACGUUUGUGCUCCAUGAAGAGGACCACACACUCGGCAACUCGCUCAGAUACAUGAUCAUAAAGAGUCAGGAUGUGGAAUUCUGUGGAUACAGCAUCACACACCCAUCAGAAAGCAAAAUCAACUUUCGGAUACAAACGCGAGAAGGAAUUCCAGCAACUGAACCUCUGCGCAAUGGGCUGAACAACCUGACUGAAGUGUGCAAACAUGUCUUGCAAACAUUUGAGGCACGGAUGAAAGCAUUCAAGGAAAAAGAAGAAUCAAUGGCAUGAAGAUCAACACUUGUACAGUACCGGACAUUGAUCUGCUGAUCCAGCUUCCUCAGGAUUAAAGAAUGUAGAAGCUUUAGGAAGGAAUGGAAUGUGUAGCUCUCAAGUAAAUGACAGUCAAACAUGUUCUUGGCAGUUCCACACGCAUUUUGUAUUUGUUUGAAUUUGUAUAUUGAUGUGAUUAUCCUUUUCUUUUCUUUUUUUGUGGGUACAUGAACAUUGGUAAAUAGUGCCAGCGCACUAAUAAGUUUCAGAACCUAUAGCAAUAGUAUAUAUCCAGUAAAAAAAAAAAGUAUGAAAAUAGUUGUAAAAAUGUAUUUGAUUCAGAAUAUGUUUUAAAAUAACGCAAGUAAUGCAUUUUCAAAUAUAAAAAUCACAGACAAAAUGUCUUGGAUUAAUAUUUACCAGCAGUGUUAUGAUACAUCAAAUAAGUGAUACAUGUGCUUUGAUCUCACAUUUUUCAUUUUGAUAUAGCAUUCCUGAACAAUAAUCAGUAUGUAUGUAAUGUCUUUUGCAAGUCUUUAUUCCUACUUUUUGAGAGAGAGCGAGAGAGCUUUUGCAUGUAACGUUCUCGUGCCACAUGUGGAAUUAAAAGCAUAGUUUACCCAAAAAA